This is a messenger RNA of Naegleria fowleri, 294 nucleotides long. RefSeq lists its product as uncharacterized. The transcript has a single exon. The coding region runs from base 1 to 294 and encodes 97 amino acids. Lineage: Eukaryota; Heterolobosea; Eutetramitea; Acrasida; Naegleriidae. The record is from RefSeq and is a predicted model, not a curated record.
AUGAGAAUUUUCAAAGUAGACUCUCCCUUGGAUGCUGAAUUAAAAGUCUUAAAAGUAAUAUCGGAUUAUGAUGCUGAUUGUGCAGUGAAAUUGGUUGACAGUGCCUUUGAUGAUACAAGCGAAUUAUUGUGGUUUCCUGUGUCGAGUAGAUUUGAUGAGUCAUUGAAAAUUUUCUUUGUAGAUAGUCCCUACGAUUGCGAUAUCAAGAUUAAAUUUGUUGAUUCAAUCUAUGAUGUGAGAUGGAUCAACGAAGAUAAGAAGCAUCUCUUGAAGAAUAAUUCCCCAAAUGUAUAA